GGGAGGGGCGGCGUGCAAGAGGCGCCUGUGCUCUGGCUGGCUCGCGCCCUCGGCGGCCGCCUGUACCGUCGAUGCCGCCGUUUGCGCGCCGGAGGGAGGCAGUGGCACCCCGCGCGACCGCCCUCGCUCCCGUUGCAGGCCCGACUCGGAGCUCCUUAUCCAAAUCCCAGCCAGCCUGGAGAGAUGUGGAAGCCAGGUGAACAGGGCUCGUGAACCAGCUGAACCUUGAAGCUGAAUGGAAAAGUUACAGAAGCAAUUGACUUCCCCGGGGAGUGUUGGUUCAUCCCGGGGAUCCAGUGUCCCAGGGUCACCCUCCAUCAUUGUGGCCAAAAUGGACAAUGAAGUCCUGGCAUACAAGGACUUGGCAGCAAUCCCCAAGGACAAGGCGAUCCUAGACAUAGAGCGUCCGGACUUGAUGAUCUAUGAGCCCCACUUCACCUACUCUCUCCUGGACCAUGUGGAGAGGCCAAGGAGCAGAGAGCGCUCCCUCUCGCCCAAGUCUCUGUCUCCUCCGCCUUCUCCAGAAGUCAUCCGGGACUGGAUGGAGAACAAGUCUCCGGGAAGCACCUCCCAGGUGGUUAGUCGGAGUGCCAGCGGCUCCAGUCGCAGCGGAGUUCACCACUUCCACCGUCCUGAUACCAACACAGCAGAGAUGAACAUUUACAAGAAGCCUCCAAUCUACAAGCAAAAGGAGCACUCAGCGGCACCAACUCCGCAGAGCAAACACAUGAUAGAGGGCCUGAUCAUAGAGUCCUCCAAGUUCCCAGCAGCCCAGCCCCCAGACCCAAACCAGCCAGCCAAGAUCGAGACAGACUAUUGGCCCUGCCCUCCCUCUCUGGCAGUCGUUGAGACUGAGUGGAGGCAGCGGAAGGCUUCUAAGAGAGGUGAGGAAGAAGAUGAGGACCUCACAACGGAAAUGAAGAGCCUGCGGGAGCUGCAGAAACAAGAGCUGAGCAAGAUCGGCUCCAACUUAGGCAAGCUCAUCCUGAAGGAAGAGAUGGAGAAGUCAGUCCCCAUCCGGAGGAAAACCCGCUCCCUGCCAGACCGAACCCCGUUCCACGCCUCAAUGCAUGGAGGAAGCUCCAAAUCCUCAUCCCUUCCUGCCUAUGGGAGAAGCACUCUUGCCCGGCUACAGUCAACAGAGUUCAGCCCAACUGGAAGUGAGAAGGGCAGCCCAGGUCUGCAGAAUGGCCAGCGAGGACGGAUGGACAGGGGGAACUCCCUUCCCAGUAUGCUGGAGCAAAAGAUUUACCCGUACGAAAUGCUGACGGUGACAAAUCGAGGUCGCGUGAAACUGCCUCCAGGAGUAGACAGAACGAGACUAGAGAGACACCUCUCCCCCGAGGAUUUCCUACGUGUCUUCGAGAUGCCACCAGAGGAGUUCGCCAAGCUGGCCCUGUGGAAGCGGAAUGAGUUGAAGAAGAAAGCCUUCCUCUUCUGAUCCCCCUCUGAGCCGAAGGGCUCAGUGUGAACUCCAUGUAUGUCACGCCGUCUUACAUCACAGACGCUUUAGGGCUAUGACUGAGCUGGUUCCAAGGAACUUUCCCCUUCUGUUCCACACACCCCACUUGCUGCAGAAGCAGCUCCGAGCCUGAGUCUGGUAGAAGGUAGAGAGAAGCAGGCUCAGAGGAGAAAAGCAGGAGCCCAGCCUUCCCUAGGUGGGGCACAGGAGACCGCCUGCACAGGCAAGAGGAAAGGGGUGGAAAGAGGGGUGUGUGCUCUGCCCUCCCAAGUCCAGCAGUGUUUGACAGGGCUCAUCGGAAGCUCCAACCAAACACACCCACCCUGCCUGACUUUUGCUUGUAGGCAUCCAAGGCAAGACGGUCGAGAGACAGACCGUCAGGACCUACCCUGUCUCUGCUGGAGCAGCAUCUCACCUGGGCACAGCUCUUGGGUUAUCGGAUUGUCACACAGAAACACUUGACUGCAAAUAUUUGCAGGCUCUACUGCACCUCAAAACCUUAGUCUUUGCUAACCCUUUGCCUUUCCACAGAACGUAUCACUGGUUUCCUCCCUGCCCGCUCCCCGACUCUCCCAGCCCGGCCAGGCUGCUAGUAACAGAAACAAUCCAAUGCCUCCAGCAGUGCCCUGCAGAAUGAAGGAGGGAAUAUAGCCUCGCCUGCCUUCUCUUGUCUUUCAGUGUUUGCCCUUUCUGUCUCUGUCCCUAGCUUGACUGCCUGUCCCUUUCUGAGAUGCUUCACCUUCAGCUCAGUGUUUCGACUCUUGCAAACCACACUCUCCCAAACUUGCCUUCCUCUCUCCUUCAGCGUUCAAAUGCUGCCGCUGUUGCCUGGGCUGCCAAAGCAACUCAAGAGAAGGCAGAAAAGUGCCCAGAGCUACAAGCUACUGGAGAGCUUGAACCUCUGUGGGACAGCUUUCCUGCUCUGUCGAGAAUGGCUAUUUUGCCUCCAUGGAUGCUGAGCUGUUUCAGCCUCUUCAGGCUCCUGAGCCACUUCUCUCUGCCCGGCCUCCAGCUAGUCUAACACUGCUGUGCCCAGGCUGGAUCGUUCAGAUAAGUCAAGGGAGAGGAGGCUGAAGGCAAGGAAAGGAAGAAGAAGAAGAGUUGGAUUUAUAUCCCCCCUUUCUCUCCUGUAGGAGACUCAAAGGGGCUUACAAACUCCUUUUCCUUCCAGGUAUGUGACGUGGGUGGGGCUGAGAGCUCAG
Molecule: messenger RNA, 2664 nt
Organism: Sphaerodactylus townsendi
Lineage: Eukaryota; Metazoa; Chordata; Lepidosauria; Squamata; Sphaerodactylidae
Gene: DMTN
Product: dematin actin binding protein
Exons: 17
Coding region: 236-1441 (401 amino acids)
Biological process (GO): lamellipodium assembly; actin filament bundle assembly; cytoskeleton organization
Cellular component (GO): plasma membrane; actin cytoskeleton
Molecular function (GO): actin filament binding
Source: RefSeq, a predicted model, not a curated record